Molecule: messenger RNA, 1587 nt
Organism: Enterobius vermicularis (human pinworm)
Lineage: Eukaryota; Metazoa; Nematoda; Chromadorea; Rhabditida; Oxyuridae
Source: the annotation of a GenBank genome assembly
AUGAUGGCUUUGAAGGCACGUUUGAUGCUGGAUUUUAAUGCCGAAAAGAUAGACGGAAUGGAAGGGUUGUCUACUCAAAGCCAGCGACAGUUUUGCGGUCCUGAAUUGGAAGAUGAAGACGAUGGCGAUGAUUUUGAGGUUAUCGGUAUGCAUGAAUCAGGUUCGGACAUCGACACGAAGGAAUCUCCCGCUUGUCUUGAUUUGUCCAAGGAAGCUGUGAAUAAUAUGCAAACAGAGGUGCCUUCUGAAGAGGGAGUUUCUAGUUUGUUGCGCUCAUUUUCUCUCAUUCAAUCGUCUGACUCCCACUUACUGUCAGAAUCUGGUGUUAUUAGUUUGGAGGGUAAUGUUCGCCAGAAGGAAGCGGAUGCUAACGAACUGAUCAGAAGGGGUACAAAUGAGAGGAAGGAGGACGCAAAUGAAGCACACAAAGAGCCGGAUUCACAAGUUGCAUUGGAUGAUCUAAAAAACCAGCUUGAAGAAGCUCAUAAGUCGAACCCAAGCUCUUCAGACGAAUUGGUUAUUCAGGGUCAGAAAUUGCAGCCGAUCUUGGAUGAAGAUGGCGAUUUCAAACAGCAUUUGGAAGAGGCGCACAAGCUCAACGCCGAGUUUGCGCAGAGGCUGCUUUUGAGCGACAACGAGCUGCGACGGAUCUCCGAUGAAGUUAAUGGUUUGAAACUUGAGCUGCACCAGAAAGAGCUGAGCAUUCGUGAGUUGAAAUCAGAGAAGAAUAAAGAUGAUUGCGAACUGCGCCAGAGCGAAGAAGAAAGAAGAAAGUUGGAGCAAAAAUUAAAUAUUCUUACUGAGCAGCUCAUCAAUGCGCCAGAUGCUAAUACGGAACUUCUGAAGCGAGAUUUAGGAUUGCUGAAGGAAAGAGAUAGACAGAUUUUGGAAGGUUUUGCAAAUAUGUACGACAGCUGCCCAACCGUUCUGGAAAUGUAUAAACUUGGACGUCUUCAAGAAGGAGGAGCGCGUGAUCUUUACUGCGAAUGCGAAAAGGUGUGGGAGAUAGUGAAGAAUCAAAGUGAGGAGUUAAAAAUUUUGAAGGAAACUCAUUUGAAGGACCAAACUGCGAUUAGAAUGUUGAAAUUUCAGCUGACGGAGGAACGGGACAGGAACGAAUUAUUAAGUCAGAAGAUAAAUUCAUUGCAGUGCGAGUUGAACAAUUUAAGAGAAAGAGAUAAACAAAUUUUGGAAGGUUUUGCGAACAUGUACGAUAGCUACUCAUUCGAAGCCGUAAUGUGUGAUCUCGAAUGUGCCCAAGAAACAGGAGAUUCUGAUAAACUCUACUAUGAGUGUGAGAAGGCGAGGAAAAUAUUAAUAAGGCAAAAUGAGUACUUGAAACUUCCUACCUCUGCUGCUGCUGCUGAAACUAUAAGGCUGGAGAAUGAAGUUAUAGAACUGCAGAGGAAGUGCCAAAAAGCUGACGAAGAGCAUAAAAGUCAAGAAUUUAUUAUUCAGAGUCUGAUCGAACAGUGCAAAGAAAACAUUACGACAGCGGAUCAAGAGCGGUCUCAACGGGAACAUGUGGAACGCACUUGCAGAGACAUAAUGGAGCACUUUGGAAUUGAAAGUUCUUCACUACCGUGA